Molecule: messenger RNA, 1707 nt
Organism: Spodoptera littoralis (African cotton leafworm)
Lineage: Eukaryota; Metazoa; Arthropoda; Insecta; Lepidoptera; Noctuidae
Source: the annotation of a GenBank genome assembly
AUGUGUGGAAUAUUUUGUGAAAUAUGUUUAAGCAAUAAAAAAUCGACUAUGGAUGCACAAGUAAAGAAACGCAUUAAAAACAGAGGGCCCGAUAGAUCUAAUUUAUUAGAAAUUGCCUUAAGUAAUGAUAUGAAAGCAUUUUUCUAUGCUGCGGUGUUGUGGAUGCAGGGUCCCGAAUUAACACCACAGCCUGUCGAAACUGAACAGGGUGUGUUAUUGUAUAAUGGAGAUAUAUUCGAUGAAACCUGGCCCAGCAAUAUUAGUGACACAUUGGUUAUUAAGGAUAAACUACAUGACAAGUCUAAAACACUGUCAGAGGAAUAUGUCAUACAACAAUUCAAAUCAUUUAAAGGCCCCUUUGCCAUAAUUUACUUUGAUAAAAUAAAUAACAAAAUAUAUUUCAUGAGAGAUAGAAUUGGAAGAAGUACUUUACUGUUUCACCACAGUGAAAAUUCUAUCAUAAUCGGGAAUGUUUUGGGAAGAAAUUAUAACUGUGUUGAAGUUCCAGCUACACAUAUUCAAAUGUUAAAUUUAAAUACUAAUACAAUAAAAGUAUACCCAUGGAAUGAAAAUGAAUUAAAGACUGAGGAAUAUUUAAUUGAAGAUUGGUUAGAACAACUAAAAAUGCAACAAAGUUUACCAGAUGAUGAAUUUCAUUUUGAAUAUAUUGAAGAACAAUUUAAAGAAAAUGAUGAGAUAAUUAAAUUGAUCACAUCUACAGCUGCUUCAACACAAUGUAAACUGUCAGCAAUGAAAAUACUGAUAGAGGAUGACUUAGUAAAGAAAACAGUCUUAAAAGUUACGGAACUACUGGAGAAGAGUAUUAAAUUGCGUUUACAAAAGCAACCAAACAGGUGUAAGACAUGCUUAAACAUUCAAGGUUACUGCAAUCAUUGUACUGUUGGAAUAUUAUUUUCUGGUGGCCUUGAUUGUACAAUACUAGCUGUACUAGCAGAUAAGUAUUUACCCAGGGAACAAAGUAUAGACCUCAUCAAUGUAGCAUUUAAAAAGGAUGAAAAAUCUACAUUUGAAGUCCCUGAUAGACUAACAGGAAAGCAGUCAUUACAAGAACUGCAAAAGCUAUGUCCAACCAGGGAUUGGAUCUUUAGAGAAAUAAAUGUUUCAAGAGAAGAACAAGAAAAGUACCAAGAGGAUAUUAUAGGAGACCUUGUAUAUCCCCGAGAAACUAUCUUAGAUGAAAGUCUGGGGACUGCAUUGUGGUUUGCUGCUAGAGGCCAAGAUUGCUUACAUAAUGUGUCAACCAGCCGGGUUUUACUAAUAGGUUCUGGAGCAGAUGAGUUGUUUGGCGGCUACACACGGCAUAGAAAUGCUUUCAAACGGAAGGGUUGGCAAGGUCUCAACAAAGAGUUACUGCUAGACUGGAAGAGAAUCUCUUUCAGAAAUUUGGCUCGUGAUAACAGAGUUAUAUGUGAUCAUGGUAGACAACCUCGAAUGCCAUAUUUAGAUGAAGAUUUUACAAAUUAUAUACUACAAUUAAAACCAUGGCUAAGGUGUUUCCCCAGUGAAGAUUUGGGCAUUGGUAUUGGGGAUAAACUCAUGUUAAGAUUAGUUGCCUUAAAUCUUGGUUUAAAUGAGGCUGUUAUUUUACCUAAACGAGCUUUACAAUUUGGGUCCAGAAUUGCAAAUAAGAAAGAGAAAGGUAGCGAUAUAUCGAAAACUUUCAGAAAUAAAAAUAUUAAAAUUUAG